CAUGCACAGGCACUUCCUAAUUCCUUGACCGUCACCUUGUUUAUCAUUGUAAAUAAAAGUACACCCCCACUGACAUUGACAACACACGUAAAAUAAUGGAAGGUGGUGUGAUCUCCGUCACAGGGAAUUGAGGCAGGAGCGACGAAUACGAGAGACAGCACGACUGCUAUCUACAAGUUUGGUGAAGCAAAAUGAUCCACGAUAUGCACCAGUCUCAAAGCCAGAAGGCCGUCAGACAGUGUCCAUGAUCCCUGGUGACGGGGUUGGGCCAGAGCUCAUGCAGAGUGUACGCGAUGUCUUUACACAAGGAGGCGUGCCCGUUGACUUCGAGGAGGUCUUUCUGAGUGAGGUGAACCCAGUUCAGAGUGUCACUGUGACUGAGGCCGUUGAGUCGUUGCAGCGGAAUAAUGUUGGUUUAAAGGGUAUUAUAGCCACGCCCACUAACAUGACAGGCGGGGUACUUCAGACCGUCAACAUGAAGGUCAGGAAGGAGUUAGACAUGUUUGCCAAUGUGGUACGAGUGAAAAGCCUGGCUGGAUUCCCCACACGUCACAACAAUCUUGACUUUGUUAUCAUCCGAGAACAGACAGAGGGCGAGUACAGUGCCCUUGAGCAUGAGAGUGUGAAAGGUGUAGUUGAGUCAUUGAAGAUUGUCACACGAGGCAACUCAAUGCGAAUUGCCAAGUUUGCAUUUGACUAUGCCACAAAGCAUGGGAGAAAUAAAGUGACAGCAGUUCACAAGGCCAACAUUAUGAAAUUAGCAGAUGGUCUCUUUCUCGAUUGCUGUCAUCAAGUCUCCAAGCUCUAUCCAAAAAUAGAAUUUGAGUCGAUGAUCAUUGAUAAUUGUUGUAUGCAGCUUGUAUCCAACCCACACCAGUUUGAUGUGAUGGUCAUGCCCAAUCUUUAUGGUAACAUCGUGGAUAAUCUUGCAUCUGGUUUAGUUGGAGGAGCCGGGGUUGUGCCAGGGGAAAGCUUCAGUCAUCAUGUUGCCGUCUUUGAACCAGGCGCACGACAUCCAUUUGCUCAAGCGGUCGGCCGCAACAUUGCCAACCCAAGCGCCAUCUUACUGAGCUCGGCAAACAUGCUCAAACACAUGCAUUUGGACUUCCACAGCCAGCUUGUCGAGGAUGCUGUGUGUAAAGUGAUCAAGACGGGCAAGGUUCGCACACCAGACAUGGGCGGUUAUUCAACAACGAGUGAAUUUACCAAAGCUGUUAUUGAAGCGCUUAAUUAAUGAUUCACUGAAGUAAUGGAAAUAAAUGAACAUAUGAUAAUGUAUAUUAGGAUUUGUUAUAUCAUAAUGUCCUAGUGUGGACUGUUAAACUCCUCUAUCUAACAGCCGAAUUUGAAGUACAUUUUCUAAAACGUUCAGUGAAAUUUCACUGUCAUAAAUUUUAGCGAAAAAUAGUUUUUUGAAUGAUAAAAGCAUUUGUAAAUUCAAAUGAAAUCAUUUGGGUUGACAAUAGGACUAGAUUUGUUCGAUUGUCCGAUACUGUUAUCAGUGUUGAUGUGGGUAUCUUCUCAGGCUGGUUUUACAUGUACAACCUCUCUAUUAAGGACACCCACGGGACUGACAAAUGCUGUCCUUAAUAGAGAGGUGUCCUGAUUAGAGAGGUCAAAUUGAAUGGAAAGUACCAAUUUGGGACCAUAACUAGUGUCCUUAAUAGAGAGGUUGUCCCUAAUAGAGAGGUGUCCGCUAAGGGAGGUUCCACUGUACUUGCACUUGAACAUUGUUGUCAACCGAUAGCUGUUUUUAGGUUAGAAGUAUUUGUUAUGAUAUUUUAGGCAAUGUUGCCUAUUAAAUUAUU
This is a messenger RNA of Lineus longissimus, 1808 nucleotides long. Its product is annotated as isocitrate dehydrogenase [NAD] subunit beta, mitochondrial-like. The record is from RefSeq and is a predicted model, not a curated record. The transcript has 8 exons. NCBI's taxonomy places the organism in Eukaryota, Metazoa, Nemertea, Pilidiophora, Heteronemertea, Lineidae. Gene Ontology annotation, molecular function: magnesium ion binding; NAD binding; oxidoreductase activity, acting on the CH-OH group of donors, NAD or NADP as acceptor. The coding region runs from base 245 to 1234 and encodes 329 amino acids. Gene Ontology annotation, biological process: tricarboxylic acid cycle; isocitrate metabolic process. Gene Ontology annotation, cellular component: mitochondrion.